Molecule: messenger RNA, 2263 nt
Organism: Anolis sagrei ordinatus
Lineage: Eukaryota; Metazoa; Chordata; Lepidosauria; Squamata; Anolidae
Gene: STMN1
Product: stathmin 1
Biological process (GO): microtubule depolymerization; regulation of microtubule polymerization or depolymerization; neuron projection development
Cellular component (GO): cytoplasm; neuron projection
Molecular function (GO): tubulin binding
Source: RefSeq, a predicted model, not a curated record
UCACGUGCCUUUUGUUUGGCGCUUUUGUGGCGCGGGCAGGGCGGUUGGGAGCGCAGUCUGUGCCGAGGCGCCGAAGCGAGAGGAAGGCGGAGGAGGAGCGGAGCCGAGCAGUGUUCAGUUGCUGAAGUAGCUGCAGAACAUUCUUCUGAAAUCCGACUUAGCCAUGGCUUCGUCUGACAUGCAGGUGAAAGAAUUAGAAAAACGUGCUUCUGGGCAGGCAUUUGAGUUGAUACUUGGCCCACCUUCAAAAGAAGCUGUUCCAGAGUUUCCUCUUUCUCCUCCAAAGAAAAAAGAUCUAUCACUGGAAGAAAUCCAAAGGAAGCUAGAAGCAGCAGAAGAAAGGCGUAAGUCCCAUGAAGCUGAGGUGUUGAAGCAACUAGCUGAGAAGAGAGAGCAUGAGAAGGAGGUGCUGCAGAAAGCAAUUGAAGAAAAUAAUAACUUCAGCAAAAUGGCAGAGGAAAAGUUGACUCACAAAAUGGAAGCUAACAAAGAGAACAGAGAAGCACAAUUGGCUGCUAAGAUGGAGCGCUUGAGAGAGAAAGAGAAGCAUAUUGAAGAAGUACGGAAGAACAAAGAAGGAGGCAAAGAUUCUGGCGAUAACGAAAGCGACUGACUUCAUCCUGAAAGCUGACUUUCUCCCCUUUGUCUAAAUAUCCAAAGACUGUAUUGGCCAGUGUUGUUUUUUUGUUAAGUUUCUAGAAAACCGAUGUAGAGCUAUAUAGUUAGAUCUGACUGUACACUUGCUUUGGGGAAUUAGAGGGGAGCCCUUUCAUGUUCACUCUUUUUCUAAAAUGUUGUCUUUCCAGUGUAGCUCUCUUGUUGCAUUUCUUCUAUUCCAGUGCAUUUGUUCCUGGAUUGAUGGCUAGUUCUUGUAUUCAGCUCUGACAUAUUUGUGAACGGAAUAUGUAGUGUAAAGUUCAUGCUGAAUCUGUUACACUUCAGAAUUUUCAGAUAUUACUGUAUCCAAGUAACUUAAUAAAGCUGCACAGUGCUGUUAUCACAGGUGACUGUUUCUGAGACUAGCAUGGCUGCUAAAUAUGCAACGCCAGUGUAGCUGUGGCUCUAGAGUAUUGUGAUGCCAUAUUAGAAUGAAAAUGCCUGCAAACAACAUUCUUGUAUCUGUUGGCUAGUGAUAUUCUUCAGUGGCUAUUGUUGCCUGUUGUCCCAAUUCUACAAUAAGAGCUUUGUCUUGCACCUCAGCAGUUGUCAGCUGCUGUUUUGUUCAACAGUUUAGAACCACCUCCUUCCUAUAUGCUUGCAUUUCCAACAACUGACUCCCUUGUUCACAUGUGACCUGAUUUGACUUCAGAAGCAUUUGCCUGUUCAUUUUGAAGUCACAUUUAAAGCAUUGAGUAUCACAACCAGCAAGCCACUACCACUGGAACUUCUGCUCAAUUUUCAAGUGUAAUAAUGAAUACAGGUUGGGGGGAAAGAUAGGCUUCGUGGGACCAGGAUCUCUUAACUGUCAUUGUUGGAACAUUGUUUUUAAAGCAAUGCUGAGAUUUAAAUUUAAAGCAGCUACUCUCACGUGUAUUUAACAAGAAUAUCAGCUUCUUGCAUCUCAAACCCCCCCCCCAAGUUUUCUGACAAGUUAGUAAACAGGAAAUUCUUGUGUUUUGGAAAGGCAUUUAGUUGUGCGGUUAUUACAUCUUGAAAUUAAACAUAUUACCAUAAAGAGAAGGUUAGCAUUUCAGCUUGGAUAACUAUCAUAGGAAACCUCUACUUUUAAACUGGAAUUCAUAGCACCUGCUCAGUGCUUUUUUUGUAUAUCCAGAGUUUAGAAGGUUUACCAAUUAAACAGCUCCCCCAAGCGGCACAAAUGUUAACAGUUGCCUAAAGUAGCUAUAACCAUACAAGACAAAACUCAUAGUAUUUUGAUUUUAGCAUAUAAACAUCUGUGACAAAACAGUUACUGCAGUCAAAAUGUUAAUUGAACAUUAAUCUGGAGUACUUUAUGUAAUGGUUCUUUCUCAGCUACAUUACAGUACCAGCUACUUAUCUUUGUAGGAACCUACUUUGACAAUGUGGGACACUGUUACAUAAGAUUUCUCCCAUCUCUUGGAAUGUUUCUUCAAAACGCGUAUAAUCGGUGGCAGGUUCUUCAUGCUGUAUUUUAAUAGUAUAAAUGUGAAACUGCUUCCUGUGCAUGUGUUUCCAGAUUUGUUUUAUCUACUUGGUCAUCUCAUCAACAUAUAAAAUUUAUAACUACUCAUCUGUGUAACUUAGUAGAUCUAGUCAGCCUUCAAUAAAUAGACUUAACUAA